AUGAAUGAAUUUUUAAGACAAUGGCUUACUCACCAACUAGGGAUAGAAUUUCAAUCUUUGUCGCCUGAUAACUUGUAUUCUAAAUUUAAAAAUGGGGUGCGUUUUGGACAAAUUCUGCAAAAUUAUAAUAUUCUAAGCCCUGAACAAGUAGCUUUAUUAGUCGAUGAAGAUGACGAAGCAACUAAAUUAUUAAACAUCAAUCGACUCCGAAGCUGGUUGGGCACAGUAAAUGUUUCGUUGGAUGAUGAAACUAUUGAACAAGUGUUGUCAGGACAAAAUACUGCUAUAUCUGGACUAUUAUACAGGUUAUGUUUUCAUUUGGAGUCCCCCGACAGUUUGAACUUAUUUUUUCGUGCACAACAAGCGAAUACCCAUCUCAAAAAAUCUGAAUCUCGUGAACGUGAAGUGUUCGAAAAAUGUAUUAAAAGAAAUUCGUAUCAACUCCAAAAUGACAAGUUAGAUGACGUUAAAAAAGCACAAGGAGAUUAUACGGCGACUAAAACAGAAUUUCAGGUACUUUGCGACGAGUUUGAAGAUUUCGAGCGCAGUUUACCAGAAAAGAUAAUUGCCUGGACACACAGGGGAGAUCAAACUUGUGAGAGGUACUUAACAGAUCUUAAGGCUUGUAAAAAGUUCUCAAAAAUAUAUAAUGGCUGGCGUAAAGAGACAAUUAACACAUUUCUGAAACAAAAUUUAGAUGAUCAAACGAGCCUUAAUAAAAAUGAGCUAAGGCGUAAAUCGAUGCCAGAUACUGUCAACCUCAUAUCCGACUGUGAGAAAAGAAUGUUAAUAAAAAUUAAUAAUGCGAGACACAAGAAACGCUCUAAGAAAAAUGAUCGCAAGACUAGUACUUUAGAUAACCGAGUGAAAUUUGUCGACUAUGGUGUACGAUCUCUAAAACCUAAGGAAUAUUGUAAAGUCGAUGAUGAUACAAAAUUGAAAAUAAAAAAAAGACUGCUAGAUGUUAACAAUGAACGAGAGAAAACCAAUCAAACAAAUGCAAUGAAAAGUAUUGUUUUAGAAUUAAUGGACUUUAGCAUAAGAGGAUGUGAAUAUAGAAAAAAAAACGCAGGGAAUAUUCCAAAACAUUCAUGGGAAAGCUGGUUGGAGAUGUUCAUUAAAGGACGACCAUUAUUGGUCAGUUUAGACGAUGCACUUGGCUUUUUAUUAGACCCUAAAUAUGUGGAAGACAACAAGCCAUAUGCCGAAAUUGAACUGAAAACUCAACACGUUCUCAAUCGAGUAGACUUAAAACAUUAUUUGGAAGGUACUGGGAUUUGGUCGGAGAAUGUACUGGAUGUAAAAAUUAGACGUCCACCGGAUGGAGAUCGCGUUUUAGGGUUUUUGGUAUUUGAUGUUCUUAGUUCGUUACACGGUCUUCCGCCGCCCGUUGUCAAUAUGGGAUCAGUAAUGUUUGGAUCCACAGUUGGCGUUAUAAAUGGCAACAUCGGAGACAUUGAAAAACAGCAGCUUAUGGAAUCAUUAAUCAAACGUAGUAUACUUCCUGUCCUACCGGAAGUGGCUCUUCAAUACUGUAUGUAUUCGUUUUAUCGAGAAACUGAUAGUAAUGAGUUGCUAGCGUUAUUAGAAUUAGAAGACAACGACAACACACAAAAUACGAUUAUGCAAGGUAGUACCUUAACAGAAGCCACGUCUCUAAGUAAAGAAUUAAAAAUUAAUUUAUCACUUCCUGAUACACCACAAUCGAAACAAACCCAAACACCGUACAAUGAAAAUGAUAAAAAAUAUGAAAAAGAACGAGCUGAAUGUGGAAAAUAUGCGUUUCUUAGUAUUUAUAAAGGGAAAACUCUACCGAAACAUUACUUGACCGACUGCAUAUUAUGCUAUAUUAAAGAGAAUCAAAUGGUACAAGGUUUUGUAAUAAUUGGGUAUCCAAAUACACCAGAAGAGGUAAUGUUACUCGAAGAGAGGUUGGCCAAUAAGAACUUUCCUCCUCAAGGUUUAUACAGUUUUAUGAACGAGAUGGAGUUAACAGUAAUGGUACCUUUUAAAGCACCAGAUUUAGGAGAUAAAGGAAGAUACCGUUCGUCACUUACUUCAUUUGUAAAGAUCGUAUCCCUUGAUAUUCCAUCAAGUGACGAGUUAAAUGCUAUGGACAAAUAUUACAAAUCUCACGAACUUCUGACGUUAUUGCAAAAGACUGACAAAAACACGGUUAUCGAUAACGACGAUAUUGAAUUUUUUUGCGAUAUUUUAUCUGGACAACCAGUAGACUGGAGUGAACAUGUCCAGUGGAUAAAUAUUGCUAAGUCGCCAGUAAUCGAGGAAAGCGACAGUACAAGUAGUUUAAGUGCUCAAAUAUCCACUGCCCGUUCAGUGCCGUCACACGAAAGGACAGUAAAAAGAAAUGCGUUUAGAAGAGAAAGGUUAAGCGGAAUGUCAGAAUUCGAUUUUGUGGAUCACAUCAAAUCAAAAAUGUUUUCGAACUCGGCACUUUUUUCUUCUCAAAUGAAUGAAAUGAGUGUUGUAGCUUCAGCAUUGUUUGAUAAUCAUUUGCAAGGGGACGAUGGUCUUGUGUUAGGACAUAUAUGGAAGUCAUUAGAACGGUUGUUUAUUGAGACAAUCGAAAGCUGUUUUUUUCACAGGAGAAUUUUAGUAUCAGAGCAGGAACCAUACGUGGUUAUCAUAAAAAGUAUUCUCGAUGAAUUGCUUAGUGCUCAGAAUAUGAAAAAGUUAGAACUCGUGAGGCAAUUGCAGUCCGAUUUAUCUAGAGUGCCGGCAAACAUAGGCAACACGUCACCCGACAUUAUGCGACAACUAAUGUCCGCCGUUUCGGACGUCAGAGUAAUUUUAACGCAAUUGACUAAUCAAAAAAUAGAAAAGAGUAGGCAGUUUAUCGAAAAGGAAAUCGUCGAUACUUGGAUGGGCAAACAGAUGAGUUCUAUAGUUACUGUCUACAAGUGUAUAAUACAAGCUGAGUUGGAUCGUACUAUAAAUACGUUAAUUUUCGUAAACGCCUACAUGUCAAAGAUAUUCAACUACAAACUAAGCGCAUCCAUGUUGCUAAAACCAAUUGAUAUGUUACAAUCCGACGACCGCGGUCCACGAACUAAACAAAAUACGGGUGUCAUCGAAGAUCUAGAUAAAAAACUCGCGGAAACCGUGCGAUUGGCUUCUAUAAAGAUCACGAAUGUGUUUAACACGAUAGCUGAAUGGUUGGAGGAAAUAAACGAAACGAUUGAUUUAGACUCGUCGGCGUACACCCCAGCAUAUUUCAUCGUCUGGAAGUAUGUACUACAAAUGCAAAAGCUGAGGACUGCCAAUCAGUUGAAAUUAAUAAUGGCUAGAUUUCGACAGGUCAUCAAGGAAAUGGGCAAGUGUUUUGUCCAACAUCGAUUAGACAUGAGCCAACGAAUAGAUGAUCGUCUGCAACACGAGCUCGUGGAGACCAAACGUAUUUGCGAAUUGUUUGAGACGGCAAUCUUCGAAGGACGGAUAGUUCGACAUGAAAUAUUAAUGAUCGACGAUUGUUUCUAUCUCAACGCAGAAAAUGUAUUGUAUCCAGACUUUCGCCCUCCUUAUCCGUUUCCACUGCUGGAACCCGAGGAAGGAUUGCUUGUGCCUACCGGACGUAUUAAAAAUCUUAUAGUUCAACUAUGCACGUUCUGUCCUGAAAGAUGUAUUUCGAUAGCAAUGCUUUCUAAUUUGUUAUCGAAUCGCGCCAAGCGGUACCCAAUAUGCGAGUAUAAUAAUAGACUGUCGAGUAAUGCUGAUUCGAUUCCCCGUGCUAUGUUCGGAUACACUGUUAACUUUAUAGACUGGGCUGACUUUAUUAUUAAUUGUUUUGAAUUGCCAUAUGUAAGUGUCGAGAACUUAUUAAAUCUAAAACGAGAAUAUUUGAAACUAGAAAAAAAUCACGAGGGGACCGGAGACGCCACUGGUAAGUUAAAUGACGUGCAUAGGUAUCAUGAAGGUAUGAUAAGUAAGAACGCCUUUGAUUCAGUCCCAUUAUGGUUUGAAAAUACUCUGCCCGCAAGUCCGUCAAUAUUUCUUCGAUACUUGAACAUCAAAGAAUUAAUAUUUUUAACAUUCUCUAUUGAUGGUAAAUUGGACUAUAUAGCUAUGUUGCUAGCUUUUUGUAGAGACGAAUGCUCUGUCAUCGGGUUAGCCAAGGCUGUUAGCGUAAUCAUGGAUACAAAUGUUAUACCUAGCCAGCACGACGAGUGUCCGAAAAAUUUAAUUAUAUUACCAAUGGAAACGUUGUUUAAGACAUUAGUGUUAUGUCUCAGAAACUACAUGGUUAAAAAAAAAACUGAUUUGGACGAUUUAGUAGAUUCGUUGAGAAACAUAUACUGUGAUUUGACAAAGCAAAAUGGCAAUGUUUUUGAUGCAUUAGAAGUACUCAGAAGUGAUAAACUUAGAAUACUGUCCGAAAUAGGAUUUCGGUUUACUUGCAGACCUUUAUCAGCCAUUGUAUCUUUAAAAUAA
This is a messenger RNA of Adelges cooleyi (spruce gall adelgid), 4449 nucleotides long. RefSeq lists its product as uncharacterized. The transcript has 10 exons. Bases 1 to 4449 code for a protein of 1482 amino acids. The record is from RefSeq and is a predicted model, not a curated record. NCBI's taxonomy places the organism in Eukaryota, Metazoa, Arthropoda, Insecta, Hemiptera, Adelgidae. Gene Ontology annotation, molecular function: protein binding.